This is a messenger RNA of Carcharodon carcharias (great white shark), 1479 nucleotides long. RefSeq names its product protein FAM162B-like. The record is from RefSeq and is a predicted model, not a curated record. NCBI's taxonomy places the organism in Eukaryota, Metazoa, Chordata, Chondrichthyes, Lamniformes, Lamnidae. The coding region runs from base 163 to 660 and encodes 165 amino acids. The transcript has 4 exons.
ACACACAUUUCCUUUAAAGUGUGUUGCAUCAGAGCCGCGCGUCAUUGCUGAGAACUCUCUCUUCCUGAACACGGAUUUCCUCCAGUUCUCAAACUCCAAAACUGGCAAGUCCGCUUCCUGAAAGCUCACAGAGUGUCUUCCCGGGCCCGGAGUAAGUGCAAGAUGUGGAGAGGUUUGUUGAGAGCCAGGAGCCUGAUCCCAGCCGCAGUCACUGGGAAAUCUCCCACUAAUGUCUCCUGGCUAAAACCAAGGCGAUCUCUUUGUAGUAAAGUGAACCAGGACAACGUUGUUAAAGCCACAGACUCUACUGUACGAGCUGACGCACCUGAAUUGGCUUGUUCUGCAUACAAACUUCAAGGCCGAAUACCUUCACCAUUAGACAAAAGGCUUCUCUUAUGGUCCGGACGCUUCAAGACAGAGCAGGAUAUACCAGAAAUGGUUUCGAUUGAAAUGCUCUAUGCAGCCAGGAACAAAAUAAGGGUGAAGAUCUGCUACCUAAUGAUCGGUUUGACAGUUGUGGCUUGCCUUGUGAUGGUGGUCUCAGGAAAGAAGGCUUUCAAACAGCACGAUAACCUCACCAAAUGGAACCUAGAGAAAAAAGCCAAAUUGAAGGAGCAAUUUGAACAAGAGCACGGGCUGGUCGCAGGAAAGGCACAGUAACAGGGAUAAGACUAACUGUGUCAGUUAUUCCGUCCCUAUCAGUGGGGCAGAAUGGUUGAAGUUGAGCAAGCAGCCUUAUCAAUGACAGGUUCUGAAACACGUCAGCUCAUAGUUGGGACAACCAGGACUGGUAUAUUAGUACUCAACAAUUUCUUCAGUGCUUGUCCUGCAACAUGAACAGAUUCACCUUAAUUUCCAUGUUCAACGCUUUAGCACUUCAAAAUUAUUUUUCUGAAAUAAGGGAUUAGGAUUUUCCCAUUAAUGUUUUGAUUGUCACAUUAGACCAGAUUAUUAUUGAGCAUAAACAUUUGAGGUCAUCAGUGAAGUUCUUGUUCACUGUUUAAAGCAGAGCUGUUAACUCAUUCCACAGAAUAAUAUUGGCACUGAUAGCAGACUAGAGAAUUUGGAACAUAUUUUCAGGGUUUGUGUGUCCUUGGCAUGGACAUUCAGACCACACCCAUGUUAAAUUAUUAGCCUCAUUAUGUUGGCAUUUGUGCAGCUAGUGGGCAGGAUUUUCCGACCCACCCCCCCACCACUGCCGGGAUCAUCCGGACCAGCCGAAAGUCAAUGGACUUUUGGCUGGGCUGCGGCAUCCCCUGUGGCAGGGCCGGAAAAUCCUGGCCAAUGACCUCUAGUGCUCUAUUUCAGCACAUCCAACACUGUCCUCCCACACAGGGAAGUCAUUCUUUAAUUGCGAGAGUUGGCCUUUAAGGCUUUAUGUAUAUCAUGCUUUAAGUAGUACUGUUAAAUCAAUUUAAUAUUUGUAGCAGAUUCUAGUUUGAUAGUUCUUGUGAAUAUCUGAAUAAAGUGUUAUCUGUA